GAGUACAGAAGCAAAGGGUUAGCUCAGUCAUAAAUAUAGCAUGCAAAUGCUACCCCUUUAUUUACGCUCCUACCUACAGAGAUCUCCAUCCUCCCCCUCCCAUUUUUAAUCAUCACUUCCACCCUUACCUUCUCUCUUAGGCAACUAUUAAACACCUGGUGUUUUUCGCCAUGACCACCAAGAAAUCAGGCAGGAAGAUGAGGGGCUUCAUGUGCCAAUCUACGGCAGCAACUGCUGUGUGCACAUUGAAUGAUCCUCGCUCGGUGAUCGUGCCAAGAAGGCCUGAGAGAACCCUCCAGCAGCUUCUUGAUAAUCCAUCAUCAUCAUCCUCAUCAUCAUCAAGAUUAUUAUUGAAGAAAAGUACUAAUAAUGGUGUUGAGUACUCUAGACUUGUAGAGUCUCCAAUGAGUUUUCUUCCACCUGCAGCUGCUAACAGAUCAUCAUCACUUCUUGUUUCUUCCAUCAAGAAAAAAGAGAUCAAUAAUCAUAAUAACAGCCAAGAAAACAGACCAAAACCUAUGCUGCAGAAUCCAACUUCAAUGGCUUCAUCUGACCAAGUUUUCCAGUGGAAUUGGAAAUUCCACCUCCUUUAAAUAAAAUAUGGAAGAGGAGAGGGAGCUCCUCUCAUUGCGUUUGCUUGGUUGGGUUUCAUGGAACGCAGUCCAAAUAUUCGAUAAAAUGUCCCAAUGAGUAGGGAUUCUGCUGUAGGGUUUAAUGGACCUCGUCCAUUCUCUUCCUCCGUUGUUUUUGGCUUGCAAGCUCAUUUUCCUCCAUGUUAGUGCAUUUGGUUCAAUGGGCACGUUUCUUCAGUCUGCAAUGUUCAAAAGUAGGCUACUAUUGUCAAUGUUCGUUGGUGAAGAAGACAAGAAAUAUAGUUAAAAAAAAUUCCUCAGUUUUAGGAUUAGGAUUCUUUAGCCCUGGAAGUUCCAGUUUUACAUAUCUUGGAAUCUGGUACCAUAAAGUCCGAGAGCAAACUGUGGUGUGGGUAGCAAAUAGGGAUGAUCCAAUCAAUGGUUCCUCGGGAGUUCUAUCAAUUGACCAAUAUUGAAA
Molecule: messenger RNA, 1050 nt
Organism: Hevea brasiliensis (rubber tree)
Lineage: Eukaryota; Viridiplantae; Streptophyta; Magnoliopsida; Malpighiales; Euphorbiaceae
Exons: 2
Coding region: 171-593 (140 amino acids)
Source: RefSeq, a predicted model, not a curated record